Molecule: messenger RNA, 2797 nt
Organism: Thalassophryne amazonica
Lineage: Eukaryota; Metazoa; Chordata; Actinopteri; Batrachoidiformes; Batrachoididae
Gene: angpt1
Product: angiopoietin 1
Exons: 9
Coding region: 364-2052 (562 amino acids)
Biological process (GO): Tie signaling pathway; angiogenesis
Molecular function (GO): receptor tyrosine kinase binding
Source: RefSeq, a predicted model, not a curated record
CUGCAAGCUCUGAAACGUACUUGAGCCAGCAGCUCGCUCACUUUCCUCAGUCAUUAAGUGACAGAGCGGACGAGGAAGGGGAAGGCAGAGAAACCAGGGGAGGUCUGACACCAUCAGCACUCACCACCGCGUCUACCAAACUCACACACCGAUAAAUGCAAACACACUGUGUGACUUUGAUUUACAGGGCAAGCGGGUUUGUAAAGCAGACCGAGAAAUGUGCACAACCUUUGCAGCCAGGACAAAACCUUAAGGGAGGUCUGGAUCCACAACAUGCUCAUGUGGCGCACGAGAGGAUUAUAGAUGACAGCCUGCCAAGGCUCUCGAGUAGCUUUCCAAACUGGAGGUCCACUGUAAGGAUGGAUGACUUAUCUUCAACAUCGAUGGUGUUCUGCACCACUUUUUAAUUCCGCAUCUACCCAACUGAGCGAUACUGAACCAAGACAUUUUUGUAGCCACCAGUACUCUUGUCUCCAGGCUGAUAUGAUGCUGUGGGACCACUUUGGCCAACUUCUGCUGGCGGCGCUUCUGGUGAUUGUAAGCUGUACAGUAGGUGAGCAGAGGAGAGCUCCGGAGAGUGGCGCUAGCAGCGCAGGUGGCGGAAGCGGGAGCAAUUACAGCAACAGACGCUAUCAUAGGAUCCAGCAUGGCCACUGCACCUACACGUUCAUCCUACCUGAAGGAGACGGUUCUGGAGGAGGCGCCUGUAGAGAGGCGAAAGCCGCAAACCCGCAGUACAACGCCAACGCUCUCCAGAGAGACGGUCCGCCGCCAGAGCCGGAAAUUGCCAGUCAGAAGAUCCAGCAGCUAGAGCACAUUAUGGAGAAUUACACCCAGUGGCUGCAGAAGAUUGAGAACUACAUCAAACAGAGUAUGAAGGCAGAAAUGGCCCAACUGCAGCAGAGUGCGGUCCACAACCAGACGGCGGCCAUGUUGGAAAUGGGCACCAACCUCCUGUCUCAGACAGCCGAACAGACGCGCAAGCUAACCGAUGUUGAAACACAGGUUUUGAAUCACACAUCAAGGCUUGAAAUCCAGCUGCUGGAAAAUUCUCUUUCCACCAACAAGUUGGAGAAGCAGUUACUAGUCCAGACAAAUGAGAUCAGUAAGCUCCAUGACAAGAACAGCCUCUUGGAGCAGAAGAUGUUGGAGAUGGAGGUGCGGCACCGUGAGGAGCUGGAGACAUUGAAGCAGGAGAAGGGGAGUCUCCAGAUACUAGUGGGGAAGCAGAAUGGUGUCAUCAGGGAGCUUGAAGAUCAGCUGAGCAGGACAACAGGCAAUAGUUCAGCAUUGCAGAGACAGCAGCAGGAGAUGAUGGAUACAGUCCACAACUUGCUCAACCUUUGUUCCAAAGAUGGAGUGGUACCCAACAGUACAAAGAAGAUUGAUGAAGAGAAGAAGUUUCGUGACUGUUCCGACCUUUACCAAGCUGGCUUCCAUAAGAAUGGAGUCUACACCAUCCAGAUCAACCCUCAGGAAAACAAAAAGGUGUACUGCAAUAUGGAAACAGCUGGUGGUGGAUGGACGGUUAUCCAGCGCAGAGAAGACGGCAGUGUGGACUUCCAGAGGACGUGGAAGGAGUACAAGAUGGGUUUUGGGAGUGUGUCCGCAGAGCACUGGUUGGGGAAUGAGUAUGUUUACCUGUUGACCAGUCAGAGGCAAUACGCGCUCCGCAUAGAACUGACCGACUGGGAAGGACGUCAGGCAUUCUCGCUUUAUGACCGCUUCCACAUCAGCAAUGAGAAACAGAACUACAGGUUGUUCCUGAAAAGCCACAGUGGGACUGCAGGCAGACAGAGCAGCCUCGUCAUCCACGGAGCAGACUUCAGCACCAAGGACACGGACAAUGACAACUGCCUGUGCAAGUGCGCCCUCAUGCUCACCGGAGGUUGGUGGUUCGAUGCCUGCGGCCCAUCAAACCUUAACGGCAUGUAUUUCGCCCAAGGACAACACGUGGGGAAGCUGAACGGCAUCAAGUGGCAUUACUUCAAAGGCCCCAGCUACUCGCUACGAGCCACAGCCAUGAUGAUCCGCCCGCUGGACGCAUCUUAGAGUUCUCAACUCGUGAACUUUUUUAAAACGUCUAAAAGGCUUCGUGGCCACAUUAGCAGGAUGACUCCUGUUUUAAUCUUAUAUCAUCUCAGUCACCCGACACAUCUUACAGUUAACCUUCUUCUAAAUGUGACUACGAAGCAUCGGCUGUUGUUGCACACAGGGUCAACAUAUCCAACUGUUUUUGGACUUCAUUGCAUUGCGGCGUUGCCGUUGGAGAUGAAGAUGGAGCUCCUGAACCCGGUUCAUGUUCAGCCGCGGUUAAAAACCUGAGCUACAUGAAGACUUAUGGCUUCAGGCGUGUGUUGUAAGAUUUUGGUGGACUUGUGCUCUUCUGUAUCUCCCUGAAUGGAAAGCAGCUGUGAAAGGACAACAGGACGAACUUUUAGAACUCCAGGAAAGAACUCGCCUGGAAAAGACAAAUGAGCGACAUGGGUUUUUUAUUAAAGUGUUACUCAUAGAAUUCCGCCUAUGAUAUAUUGUUUUUAUCUCUGUAUGCUCUGUCCAAAGUGAGCUCUGCUUUUUUACUGUAUAGGUGUGUGUGUGUGUGUGCGCGUUGAGUUAUAAGGUGGCCUGGAUUUGCGUGUUGAUGCGCAGCAUGCAUUUGCUGACAACAACAUUCUAAACCGUUAUUAUUGGAUACAAUUCUGGCCUGAGAUCAUCAUCUGAUUUUUGUUAUUGGCUGAUAAAGCAAGAACCCGUGCCAAUGUCCAGCCUGUGAGUUCUCACUUUUCCUCUGAAGAUU